GUAAAUCAUGUUGUUUUCAUUGGCUGUGUUGUAUAAUACUUUCGGCUCAAUUUAAUUAUGGUUACAUUGAACGUUCAGGGCGUGUUUUAGGCAUCAAGCCAUGCAUACAGAUCUUUCACCUCAUCUACAUUCUUUAGAAUGCAACCAAAUAAUUGAGGAACUUAAAAAGUGCCACUCUGAGAACGCGUUCGGCAAGUUUCUUGGUGUCUGCAACGGUAUUGACCAGCGAAUGGUUGCUUGCUUGCGAAAUGAGAGGAAAAUUAGACAACAAUUAAACAGGGAAAAAGCGCUUGAAAAGCAGCAUCGUGUUCAGCAACUCAUGAAACAACAAUCGCAAGAGUGA
Molecule: messenger RNA, 343 nt
Organism: Anopheles bellator
Lineage: Eukaryota; Metazoa; Arthropoda; Insecta; Diptera; Culicidae
Product: COX assembly mitochondrial protein 2 homolog
Exons: 2
Coding region: 101-343 (80 amino acids)
Cellular component (GO): mitochondrion
Source: RefSeq, a predicted model, not a curated record